GUACCUCAAAGCCUUGCUCAUAGACUUACUUCUUGGUGGCUCCGAGACAUCGUCAACCGUGAUUGAAUGGGCUAUGGCCGAGCUUCUCCACAAUCCCGAGUGGAUGGAGAAACUCCAGCAAGAGAUUGAAAGCGUGGUUGGGCGAGAUCGAAUGGUGGAGGAGUCUGACUUGGCGAAGCUGGAGCUCGUCAACGCUGUUAUCAAGGAGACAUUUCGUCUCCAUCCCCCGCUGCCCCUUAUGAUCCCACACACGUCCCCGGAGCCUCGAAUAGUCGCCGGCUUUGAGAUUCCAGCAAAGGCGACAGUGGUCAUCAACGCAUACGCGAUUGGAAGGGACUCCCAGGCUUGGCCAAAUGAUCCCGACAAGUUCAAGCCUUGGAGAUUUGUUGGCAGCAAUACCAACGUCUAUGGCCAUGACUUUGAGUUGCUUCCGUUUGGAUCAGGAAAGCGAGGUUGUCCAGGGCUUCCUCUUGGGCUGCGGAACGUCCAGUUGGUGCUCUCAAACUUGAUCCAUGGGUUUGACUGGAGAUUUCCAGAUGGAAAGUUGUCCCUUGACAGUGUCAUCAAUGUUAUUGCGGAUGUUGUUCAUCAAGCCCAAGUAUCACCAAGGCUUGAGCAGUGUGUCUUUGACAAUCUUAAAACUUAA
Messenger RNA from Selaginella moellendorffii, 646 nucleotides. Its product is annotated as cytochrome P450 CYP736A12. Bases 74 to 646 code for a protein of 190 amino acids. The transcript has 2 exons. Gene Ontology annotation, molecular function: heme binding; oxidoreductase activity, acting on paired donors, with incorporation or reduction of molecular oxygen; iron ion binding. The record is from RefSeq and is a predicted model, not a curated record. Lineage: Eukaryota; Viridiplantae; Streptophyta; Lycopodiopsida; Selaginellales; Selaginellaceae.